This is a messenger RNA of Kazachstania africana CBS 2517, 396 nucleotides long. It is a transcript of the gene HMRA1, whose product is annotated as Hmra1p. Gene Ontology annotation, molecular function: DNA-binding transcription factor activity, RNA polymerase II-specific; DNA binding. The transcript has 2 exons. Gene Ontology annotation, biological process: regulation of DNA-templated transcription. The coding region runs from base 1 to 396 and encodes 131 amino acids. NCBI's taxonomy places the organism in Eukaryota, Fungi, Ascomycota, Saccharomycetes, Saccharomycetales, Saccharomycetaceae. The record is from RefSeq and is a predicted model, not a curated record.
AUGCAUAUAGUUAGUGAAAUGACAAAAGUUUGUGGAGAAGUUACCUUAAUAAUAUCAAAGAAGAUGGGAAAACGCAAUGCUAUUACAGAGGAUCGAACAGAGUUCCAUAACUUUUUUAGCAAAGCUGCCACGAACAUUUUAAACACCUCUUUGGAACCAGAACAGAAAAAGAAUUUAUUAAAAAGUAUCUAUUCGAAUUACAUGGAAGAGUUUGGAAAGAAUACGAAAAGUGGAAAAGGGAGCAUAUCAAAAAGCUCGAAAGAAUUAUUGGAAAAAGUGUACGCUACAAAACAAUGGCUUACAAAAGAAGAAAGAGAGUUGGUAGCUAAAAGGUGCCAGAUAACACCAUUACAAGUAAGAAUAUGGUUUAUUAAUAAACGCUCAAGAUCAAAAUAG